ACUGAAUGCUUCAAUCAGCGAUUGAAGCAUCAGCGAUUUUCAGUUUCUUGUCUUGGGAUAUCAUUUUUCGAAUAACUACUGACUCGUAUUAACAAUUAUCCGCUUGGAGAUUAACCUUGAGGUGAACCAGCAAUUAACUUGACGUUGUUCGAGACGUUUUCAAAACAUUUACCUCGUUGCAGAUACUACAUAAUACGUCAGGAUGUGGGUACACAGUCGGGUACAUUUAGAAUUUCACUGGGGACCGCUUCAAGAUUGAGAAGACAAAGACGACUGAAAAGUACCUUUUAUAGGAAUGAGGUUUUGAUUAUCUUUAGGAAUCUUUGUUUUGUACAGAUGAGACCAAGGCUGAGACGGUCGUUUUGUGUGUCGAUUUGUCUAGCUUUCGUAAGUGCGGAUUUGGUUGAGAGUUGAAAAAUUGGUGCCAACUGAGAACAUUUAGUGCAAGAACUCGAGCUGUUUGUUUUGCGCGUUGACCUUGAGCUCGAUUUCACGUGCCAGAGCCAAGCCAGUGAGGCCCUUGUUUUGAAUUGAACUAAUCAGACGGAAGACAGGCAAAGGAUCGCGUUCGACUGCGAAGAGCAGUGAGCGGCGCCGGCGGCAGCGGUGGGCCGCCAUGAUCCGCUACAGCGCCCUGGAGCGGCUGCAGCACACCUCCGGUGUGGUGCGGCAGUACGUGCGCCGCGCCGCCGGCCAGGUCGGGAGACACUCGCCCCGGCUCCUGAGCGUGCACGAGGUGGCGGCCGUCCACCGCGAGCCAGGCAUCAUCAGCGGGUACGUACCGCACGGCUCGUCGUGGACGUGUGUACGCAGUCUGUUUCUGCCCACUAACGAGACGGUGAACUUCUGGACGCACUUCUUACCGGCCCUGUACUUUGUCUGGCGGCUGGCCUCUCUGCCGGGCAGCUCGCUGGAGCCGGCCGACCCGUUCACCUGGCCGUUCGUGUGCUACCUCUUCACCUGCUGUCUGUACCCGCUCGUCUCCAGCGGAGCGCACGCCUUCAGCCCCAUCUCGGUGAAAGCGGCACACGUUGGUUUCUUUGUUGACUAUGCGGCUGUUAGUAUGUUCGGCUAUGGUGUCGGGGUAAUGUACCGCGCCUACUGUUUUCCACGCCGCCUGCUGAACUCAGCCUACAGCGACUGGUUCAUGUGCGUCUGCUUCGCCAACACGUGUCUGAGCACAGCUCUGGCCUGUCUCUCGCGGUUCCUGCGCCGCAGCCGCUGGCGGAAGCGGUGCCGCGUGCUGGCCUACCUGGUGCCCUACCUGUGGGACCACGCGCCGCUGCUGCUGCGGGUGCUGGACUGCGGCCCGGAGGCCGAUCGCGAUGACUGCCGCCCGUCGGACGCCUACCACCUGCACCAGCUGGGGGCGUUCCUGGCCGGCUCACUGCUCUACAGUACUCACUGGCCGGAGCGGAUCGCGCCGGGCACGUUCGACGUGAUCGGCCACUCGCACAAUCUACUGCACGUGCUCAGUAUUUACGCCACCUACCAGCAGAUGAGUGGCGGCCUGCUGGAUCUGGAGGCGGUGCGCAGCCACGGCGCCGGUCUAGUGGAGGGUGCUGCUGACAGACAUCUCCAGCUAUGGGCCACAUGGGGCGCCCUGGCGGCGAUCGUCGUGAACCUGGCCAUCGUCGCCGUAUCGGUGGUCGCCAUGUUCCGGAAGGUCAAGCGAGAACACGAGGAGGAUAAGCGUCAGUGAAGCCACCUGCAGGCAAGACGCGGAACUGCUGUUUGCCGUGCUCGUCGCGAAUGUUCCCCACUGGCUUUCAAUGUUAGCUGCCAACGUACCAAUGGUUUCGCACAGCACGCAUCAUUUAUAUCGCAAUGUGGCCAGUCUGGGCGUGCCAACCGGAGUGCCUUAGCCGCGUCACUGCCAGGUGGAGGUUGCAACUCAGUGGUCAGAGGAAUGUGCGUGAAGAGGACUGGUCCCGCUACGCUUCCUACCAGCUUGCCUCAUAUAUUUGUGCACGUAGAUUUAGUGGCAUCUGAAUGUUAAACGGCCUGAGUUUUGUGUGCUAAGUUUACACAGCCAUAUAUUUGGGCAAUGUGCAGAGAUAUUACCCAGGUUCUGGUAAGGAUUCUUUAAGUAUGUAUCGAUUCGUUGGAGUACCGACUGCAAGCAAUGCUUUUCAUUGUUUCUAGCAUAAUCAAAGCAAAAGUAUUCCAGCUGUUGCUAUGUUGGCUAAUUUUGAAAGGCUCAAUAUUUCGACAAUACGUGUUACGAUCAAUUAUUUUUCACGGGUCUCAUUUGCUUUCAACCUUUUAAAAUACGUCACUUUCUUAUCGAGUCAUAUAGGUGAAUGGAAGGCGAUUAUAUCGAUGACAUUUUUUCGUUCCCUGGAAUGCCAUAUUCUGCUUUUUGGAAUUGGAUGUUUGUUUAUGUAGCGAUUUUGUUUGCGACAGGAAUGUGGCAUAUUUGGUCAAGGUGCUGUUACUUCGAAAGCAGCUUGAAAGCUGUGUUAUUUUCAUUAUCCUCGGAUAAGUAUUCUUGUGCUCUUUCCACUGGUAAGUGAAUGUGGAGACGUAGAGUCGUCAUAGAUUGUCUUAGGACGUAGGUAGUGUGUUUUAUUUUUGUGGUCGUAGAGUUCUUUGAGUUGGCGAUGCAUUGAUUGGCUAGGCAAGAGCUUUUUGCCUUGGUGGCGUAGCUGGCACGAAGCUUGUGUCUAGGCAGUAUAUCGGUGCAGUAGUCUGUAGUCGUUACAUGCGUGGCCAGCCGGGCCGAUCUGUUUUGGUGAUGUCGUUCUGCGUUUGACUGGUCGAUGGUAGCUAUUUUUAUUGAUGGCAAACUUCUAGCUCAAUGGUUUCAUACUCAGGCGAGGUAGAGCCCUGUUUUGAGCAGCAAUGCGUGAGGCUUCUGACUGGGCCGUGGUACUGGCUAAACAACUAUCGGUGUCUUGUGAUUCCGAUAUGUUGCAUCACUCCAGAUCGGUCAUGAUUGACCAGGCUCUGCGCUUGCAGCUUUUCUACGAGGCGAAGAAAGUGCAACAGUCGUCAUUCGGUACAAUAUCAUUAAAUUCAAUUAUUGUCCGAGAUCGUCAAUGAUUGUUCGAGAUCGUGUCCUGCCGUGCUGAUCCUGGUUCAUCAGCAUUAGUCGCCGGUGGUUUGUUGUAUGAAGAUUGUUUUUGUUUUAUGUCAAUCACCCAUAAUCGUGCUAGUCCCAGCAGCGUAGAAUUAGUUUGUUGCAGUGGAAAAUGUCUGGCUUGCUCAUGGAAGUCAUGUUCUGCCGGGACGGAAUGUUUUUGGAUGUUUUGUAACACACGGCCAUGGAUGAAAUAAGUAUCUAUUAUGUCAUCCGUGACACGGCCUUGCGGGAGAUGAUAAUCAUUGGUGUGAUGAUAUGAUUCCACUUCAAUAUCUUCCACUGAAUAAUAUCAACGAACAUUUAUCAGUAUCCGCUGAACUUGCGAGUAGUUUUAGUAUACAUAAACCAUUCUAAUGUCGUCCCAUUUUUGAGUGAUUGUAGUUAUGUUUGUAACGCUUAUGAAUGGUGAUUGGUGUGUUGGGGCCAUUUCUUAGUGAACAAUUGUUCUGUCCUGAGCUAUACAUAGGUAGGUACUUGUAUGCGAGCUUUGCUGUCGUGACUGACUCUGGCGCUAAGUGCUUUUGGCCAACUGGCUCUAACUGAAUAGUACCUAUCCUGUCAAUGCAUGUCUGCUGCCUGGCGGGCUGGCUCUGGUAACCAGGCCUCUCUGUGGUUCAAUUCGCACACACAGCCGGGCUGAGCGCCGCCCCGAGGACAGGGAAUGCUGCCUUUGUUACAGCGCAGCUCUAACGGAGGGACCCAAGCUUGAGUGAUACGUAAUCGAUAAUGCACAAUUGUUUACCAGGGUAUAUCCACACGCUUGUCCGUGUAUCAACUCGAUGUUUGCCGAAAUAAACUGUUUUGGUUAUAA
Molecule: messenger RNA, 3896 nt
Organism: Amphibalanus amphitrite
Lineage: Eukaryota; Metazoa; Arthropoda; Thecostraca; Balanomorpha; Balanidae
Product: membrane progestin receptor gamma-like
Exons: 3
Coding region: 617-1702 (361 amino acids)
Cellular component (GO): membrane
Molecular function (GO): signaling receptor activity
Source: RefSeq, a predicted model, not a curated record